UAGGCCACCAAAAAAUAGAAGAGAAGCCAAAAAUUAUUGGGCGCAGUGCACAGUGAACACACAUUCUUCCCAUUACCUUCCUUCCCACCAAAAUCCCGAAAAUUAAUCCAAAGUUUAGAGCGAUAAGCAUGGAUAAACUCUUAAUCCAACCGCUAAUCGCGGUCCUAAUCUCGUCGUUGAUCGCCGCCAGAUCCUACCGAAGAAAAUCACUCAACCUCUCAGGGACAAUCGCGGGUUUUGCCGUCAUGACCAUCCAUAUUGCAGUCGGGUACAGGUACGGAGCUUUGCUGCUGAUGUUCUUCUUCACAUCGUCGAAGCUGACCAUCGGGGAAGACAAGAAGCGGCGCGUCGACGCCGAUUUCAAAGAGGGUGGCCAGAGAAAUUGGGUGCAGGUGUUAUCCAACAGUGGGAUCGCGUCGAUCUUGGUUCUGAUUCUGUGGGCAAAAUCGGGAUUGCAGGAGAAGUGCUUGGACUCGAACGACUCAGUUCUCGUUACGGCGCUCGUUGGUGGGGUUAUUGGUCACUAUGCUUGCAGCAAUGGCGACACCUGGUCUUCUGAGCUCGGAGUUCUCAGCGAUGCUCAGCCUCUGUUGAUCACGACUCUUAAGCCUGUUAGGAAGGGUACCAAUGGCGGAGUUACAAUAGCAGGACUACUGGCAGCUGCAGCUGCAGGCUCUGUUAUCGGACUGACAUUUGUGGUUAUUGGAUUUCUCACUACAAAAUGCGCAUAUGAUGUAGCACUGAAGCAGCUGUUGGUGAUACCUAUUUCUACUCUUGCCGGACUAGGUGGUAGUGCCAUCGAUUCUCUUUUGGGAGCAACGCUGCAAUUCAGUGGAUUCUGCACUGUUCGUAACAAGGUUGUUGGAAAGCCGGGGCCAACAGUUAAGCAAAUUUCAGGUCUUAACUUUCUUGACAACAAUGCUGUGAAUGUUGUUUCGAUACUGCUGACAACAAUUCUCACUUCCAUUGCCUGCGUUUACAUUUUUUGAGAUCGACCUGCUCAACAGAAUGAUCUUUCCAUUAUCAUCUAAGAUGGCGACGUGGUGUAGAUGCAAUUGAAACUGUUUCAUGUACGCUAGCACAAUAACGGUAGUCUGUAUCAUUGUAAACUAUGAUUUGGAUAAAGAGUUUAGUAAAUGUUAACCUUCUAAUAA
Pyrus x bretschneideri (Chinese white pear) is the source of this 1154-nucleotide messenger RNA. Its product is annotated as protein PGR. Gene Ontology annotation, cellular component: membrane. NCBI's taxonomy places the organism in Eukaryota, Viridiplantae, Streptophyta, Magnoliopsida, Rosales, Rosaceae. The record is from RefSeq and is a predicted model, not a curated record.